Messenger RNA from Cucurbita pepo subsp. pepo (vegetable marrow), 3891 nucleotides. RefSeq names its product clathrin interactor EPSIN 2. Gene Ontology annotation, cellular component: clathrin vesicle coat; endosome; plasma membrane. Gene Ontology annotation, molecular function: clathrin binding; phospholipid binding. Gene Ontology annotation, biological process: endocytosis. Lineage: Eukaryota; Viridiplantae; Streptophyta; Magnoliopsida; Cucurbitales; Cucurbitaceae. The record is from RefSeq and is a predicted model, not a curated record.
UUUAUCUCUCUCGCGGUACGUCCAUUCUCCUUCGCUGCUAUUUCCUCGACAGAGCAUUUCUUCUUCCAAGACCAUGUUCAAAAAUCUCGCCUCUUCUUCUACUUUCCUCUCCAACUAGCUUCAGAUCCGCCAUCCUCAUUCCACUCUCCGGCGUAAGCAUUUUCUUCCAUUUCUGAUCCAUCCGCUUUCCUCCUUCUGCGAUUGCCCAGAAUAUUUGAGGUGAGCUUCAUUUGAAUUUUAGUACCAUCAAAGCAUCAACGAUGAAGAAGGUCUUUGGUCAGACUGUCAGGGAUAUCAAGAGAGAGGUUAAUAAGACAGUGCUUAAAGUUCCUCGAUUGGAGCAGAAGGUUCUUGAUGCUACUAGCAAUGAGCCUUGGGGCCCCCAUGGAACACUUCUUGCAGAGAUUGCUCAAGCAAGCAAAAAUUAUCAUGAGUGUCAGAUGAUCAUGGCAGUAAUUUGGAAGCGUGUUAAUGACUCUGGCAAAAAUUGGCGGCAUGUAUACAAGGGUUUAACUGUCUUGGAGUAUCUGGUGGCUCAUGGAUCCGAACGAGUAAUAGACGAAAUCAAGGAUCAUGCAUACCAAUUAUCAGGCUUGUCCAGCUUUCAAUAUAUUGAUUCUAGUGGAAGGGAUCAAGGAUCAAAUGUACGAAAGAAGUCGCAGAGUCUUGUGCUGCUAGUGAACGAUUCUGAAAGAAUCAGUGAGAUUAGGCAGAAGGCUAAUACUAACAGGGACAAGUUUCGAAGUGCAUCAUUAGCUGGUGGAGCAUAUAGGCCAAACUCCAAUGCUGGGGGGUAUGGAGACCGUUAUGAUGAUGAUUAUAAUGAGGGACGCUAUAGAAGCAGGGACGAAGAUAGGAAUAGCAAUGGUUAUGGAAGGGAAAGAGAAUAUGACUAUAGAGCUGAUGACCGUGGGAGGAAUUCUGACUCAAAUAUACGUGAUAGAGAUCAAUAUAGGAGAGAUGGUGAAGAACGCUAUGGAAAAGAUAGUCCCAGGGAUGGUGAUAGUUGGGGACGAAGAAGUGUUGAUGAUCACCGAUAUGGUUCAAGAAAGGAUCAAGAUAAUGAUCAUGAUGACAAUGCACGUGAUGGUAGUGGAAGAGGUGAUGACAGGUCUCCAGACGUGAGGCGGCAUGAUCAUAAAUUUUCAGAGCAAGACACUGGUGCACCUCCUAGUUAUGAAGAGGCAGUGAGCGAGUCUCAAAGCCCACCAGCUCAUAAUGAUAGGGACCAAGAAAUCUCAAACUCUGCUCCUGCUACUUCAUCUGCGCUUGUUACCAGUGCACCUAGCCAGUCAAGUCCCGUUCCUGGUACUCCAACAUCUGGAAACCAGUUAAUUGGGUCCUUUGAUGCAUUUGAUCCUCGCAGUUCAGUCACAGGUACUUCCCCCCUUUUUUCAGCUGCUCCAACUGUUCCACCAAACAAUACUGAGAUGGACUUACUUGGCUCACUGACGGAUUUUCCUUCAAACCCAUUGGCCAUUAUGCCAGUGGAGUCUGCAAACGUGACUGGAGCCUUCGAGCCUGAUUCCCACAUGAACUCUGGAGCAGGAACCUUGCACGCUACUAUGUCAGUAGCUAGUGUCAGUAAUCAGAGUUUUGAAGAUCCUUUUGGCGACACUCCUUUUAAAGCUAUGCUUUCUGAUGAUGGUGCCCCUCAAUUCCAUUCUUCUGCUAUGACAGAUUCUCUCCAGUCUUCCCUGCAUCAAAGCCUUGGUCAACCCCAACCUUCUUCCAUGACAGAUCCUCUCCAGUCUUCCCUACACCAAAACCUUGGACAAUCUCAUCCUUCUACUAUGACAGAUCCUUUCCAGUCUUCUCUGCACCAAGGCCUUGGACAAUCCCAAGGAGCUACACCGGAAACAAACCAAGUCUCUACUUCUGAAUUUAGUAAUGGAUUUUCUGCUUCAACUGGUGCAUCUGGCUUAUCCAGUUUGCAAGCACCAUCAGACCCACAGUUUCUUCCAGGGCCAUCCACUAUUCCAGAACCCGAGAUUGAUAUACUGGCAGAUAUUCUACCUCCUUCUGGACCUCCAUCUGGACCUCCAUCUAACACAGCAUCCCUGGCAACUUAUUCAUUCCCCAGCGACCAGCCUGCGUUGCCUACUCCCUUCUCAGAUCCUGCUCAACCUCAUCAAAAUUUUACAGCUUUAAGCAAUCAGCCUUCAAAACCAAAUGAUUGCUCCGUCCUUAAUUUGCAACCCCAACCAGGAACUACGGCACCUUUGUACUCAAAUAUGGCUUUCCCGCCUCAAAGUGCACCUACUGGACAGCUUGGAUAUGGUGCCCCACAGGGAGGAUCUACAGCACCUGCUGGUCAGUUAAGCUAUGGGCCCCCACAGGGAGGAUCUGCAGCACCUACUGGACAGUUUGGCUAUGGGAUGGCCCCACAGGGAGGAUCUACAGCACCCACUGGACAGCAUGGCUAUGGGGGUCCACAGGGGGGAUCUACGGAACCUACUGGACAGCAUGGCUAUGGGGGUCCACAGGGGGGAUCUACAGCACCCACUGGACAGCUUGGCUAUGGGGCCCCCCAGGGAGGAUCUACAGCUCCUUUCUAUCCACAGAUGGCUUCAACAAGCAGUUCAAAUCCGCAGGCUAAUGGUGGUGGAGGCUAUUUUAUAGAGAAUGUAGGAUCUGCUGCUUCUGUUACGACACAAAUUGCUCAGCAAAAUCCAAGUGGGCCAGCUGCUCCACUUGGCAGUGGAAACAUGCAGCAUCAUGGCGUUACAUCCCAGCCAUUAGCUUCACAUGGAGCUUAUCAGGUACAAAAUGGACAUGCUGCACAGCCAAGGAGUGAUGAUUUUCUGGGCAGCAUUCUUCCGCAAGCUGCACCCCCUCAAGUUCCGUUACAACAAGGUUUUCCAACCUUAACAGAUUCACUUUCAAUAGCAUCUCAACCGUCUAAGGGCAAAUUUGAGACGAAGUCAACAGUCUGGACUGACACUCUUAACAGAGGGCUAGUUGAUUUGAACAUAUCUGGCCCUAAAACAAAUCCAUUGGCAGACAUUGGAGUGGAUUUUGAUUCCAUAAAUCGGAAAGAGAAGAGGAUGGAAAAACCUACUACAACUGCAGUAACUUCUACUAUCACCAUGGGUAAAGCUAUGGGAUCUGGUUCUGGAAUGGGUCGUGCCGGUGCGGGUGCCCUCAGAGCUCCAUCUAACCCAAUGAUGGGUUCAGGUAUGGGUAUGAACAAUGUUGGCAUGGGAGGGCCUUACGGAGGAAUCAAUCAACCCAUGGGAAUGGGAAUGGGUAUGAGUAUGGGUAUGAACAAUGCUGGUAUGAAUCCGGGAAUGGGCAUGGGCAUGAACCCUGGGAUGGGAAUGAACCAGGGCAUGAACCCUGGGAUGGGAAUGGGAAUGAACCCGGGUAUGAACCCUGGGAUGGGAAUGAACCCGGGUAUGGGAAUGAACCCUGGCAUGGGAAUGAAUAUGGGUAUGGGACAAGGAAUGCAAUUCCGAUCACCAGGUGGAUAUCAGCUGGGAUCGAAUGCUUCGGGUAGUUAUAAUCCAAUGAUGAGUGGGUACGCCCCCCAACAAUCAUAUGGUGGUGGCUACCAAUAAUAAACCAAGUUGAAGAUUCACAAGUGUAGCACCAGUUUUACAUGAGAGUGUACCAGAUUGGGAUGGCCAACUUGAUGUGUUGCCAUUGGAAGUUCUUCUUCACAUUGGACAUUUGGUGAAGAGCAAAAAUGCUGCCAUUUCAUUCAUUUCUAUGAAAUCUGCUGGAUGCGAUGUUCAUUUGUUUGAUAUUCUUUGCAUGCUUUAACAUUUCUAGCGACAUACCCCGAGAGUUCUACAGGUGAGUUGCUUGCUGAUCGUAUUCUUAUCACAAUUUGUAUACAAACUGAACAUCGAUAAAUGAGAGGAUAUACCUCGAUUUUUAUUAGCAACA